Messenger RNA from Clarias gariepinus (North African catfish), 1620 nucleotides. RefSeq names its product purinergic receptor P2X, ligand-gated ion channel, 1 (gene p2rx1). The record is from RefSeq and is a predicted model, not a curated record. Gene Ontology annotation, molecular function: purinergic nucleotide receptor activity; ATP binding; extracellularly ATP-gated monoatomic cation channel activity. Gene Ontology annotation, biological process: monoatomic cation transmembrane transport; response to ATP. The transcript is spliced from 12 exons. Bases 110 to 1288 code for a protein of 392 amino acids. Gene Ontology annotation, cellular component: plasma membrane; nuclear inner membrane. NCBI's taxonomy places the organism in Eukaryota, Metazoa, Chordata, Actinopteri, Siluriformes, Clariidae.
UGCACCUUCUCACUCAAACUCAUUCUCACUCUCUCUCUCUCUGAGAGCUGGGGAAAGAGUGAGUCUAUGACUGUAGAAUUUAUGCUUCUGCCUUUAUGCACCAGCGAGAAUGAGGAGCCGGAUCAAAGAAGCUAUUGCAGACUUUUUCUUCGAGUAUGAGACCCCUCGGCAGGUGCUGGUGAGAAACCCGAAAGUGGGAAUCGCCUGCAGGAUCCUCCAGCUGGGGGUACUGGCUUACAUUAUUGGAUGGGUAUUCAUCUAUGAGAAAGGCUACCAGUCGGAAGACACAGCUAUAAGCUCAGUUUUCACCAAGAUGAAAGGACUAGCAUACACACAAAAUAAUGGAUCGGACACGAUUUGGGAUGUAGCUGAUUACGUGUUCCCUGAUCAGGGUGGCUCAUCUUUUGUCGUGAUGACGAAUUUUAUUAGGACUGUGGGUCAGUCACAGGGCAAUUGCCCAGAGCUGCAGGACGGAUCUAACAACUGCACUUCAAGUACAGAUUGCAAGAAGGGCGAAUAUAAACGUACAGGAAAUGGGCGCAUGACGGGGAUCUGCGUGAACCAAACCACUUGUGAGAUCCAAAGUUGGUGUCCUGUACAAGAUGACCGUGUGAUACCAAAUCCUCCACUUUUGGCUGCUGCUGAGAAUUUCACAUUGUUCAUCAAGAACUCAAUCUCCUUUCCUGAGUUUAAAGUCGUGAGGAGUAAUUUAGUGGAAGGCGUGGAUUCAACUUACCUCAAAACCUGUGUGUUUGAUCCAAGUAAUCAACCACUAUGUCCUAUCUUCAGACUCGGAGACAUCGUCAACCUCUCCGGCUUCAAGUUCUCAGACAUUGCUCAAGUGGGUGGCUCAAUAGGGAUCCUCAUUCGAUGGCAGUGCAAUCUGGAUCUACGUAUUGAAAAAUGUAAACCCGUGUACCAGUUUGAAGGUCUCUACGGAAACAGCUCCCAAGCGUCGGUGGGCUACAAUUUCAGAACAGCAAAAUAUUACACGGAGAGCGGAAUACAAAAGAGAACCCUCAUGAAAGUGUUUGGUCUUUACAUUGAGAUCACUGUGUACGGACAGGCAAGAAAAUUUGACAUCAUCCCAACACUGACAGCUAUAGGGUCAGGAGUGGGGAUCUUCGGCGUGGCCACCGUUGUGUGUGAUGUAAUUCUACUGAACUUUUUAUCAAAGAAGGAUUUCUAUAAGAACAUGAAAUUUAAAUCCACACCAUUGAUUAAUCAGGAAACAGAUUCGGUGGAGAUGGACCAAGAAAAGGUAAAACGCAUUAUACAAAUUGGUUGACAACAACAACAAAAAACAAGGUAAUUUCCCAUCUCAUUAUCAUCAUGGACAUUCUGCUUUUCCUUUUGCAAAGAAGCCAACGCAAGAAAAAUGAGGUCCUCGACAAGAGCGUCAGAAAAAAAAAAAAAGACACAUACUGUAUACUCAGCUCACGGCACUGGACCAGCGGGAACAGAGGUGACAUCUGCCUGAGAGAACUGCCAAUGAACUACACACCCUACCCACACACCCACACACUUCAUCAAAAUAUCACUCCUCUUGCCAGCAGCUCCAGAGACCCCAAAGUGCAAAGAAAUUGAGUGUAACAUUUACAUUAUUACUGAUUUCUUUGA